AUGGAGCUGGAGUUCGCAUUUUGCCUGCCUUUCUUUAGGGAUUUCGCGAAAGGUUCAAUAUCGAAGGCUGUGCGCAAAAGGAAAACAGAACAUGAAACGUCAAAGCAUCGCAUUAGUUCCUUCAGUAACAAUAAGGAAGACUUAGAAAAUAAGCAGUCCAAAAAAAGAAACUGCUGCAACAGAUCCAGCAACAAGAAGAAAGUUCUAGAAGAAACAAAUAACAGUAAACUUCGCGAGGUAAAAAUCCGCAUACAAGAUUGUCUUCAAAAUUCUGCACAGGCAGAAGCGUUAGGAAUCAUAUGUCGACGAGUUUUUAAGGAAGAGUCUGCGGUUUCUGAAGUUCGUGAAGAAGCAAAAGAUUUAGGUAGUACAAGUGUAGAAGUGCAAAAUAGUGAAUCGGUGGCCAUUUGUGAGAAUGAUAGUACAUUAGAUGAGUCAAGUCGAAGUAGCAGUAGUAGUGUGCAAAUAGUGCCGGAAGUGAAUGGUGCCGACGACAAUGUGCAAACGUGCGAAUCGAUCCCCACGCCUGAAGCGGUAGUUAGUGAAAUCGCGAGUGAAGAAGACGAUUGUGUGAUAGUGGCGCAAAGGACCAUAUUAAAAAUCGACGAGCGGGAGUGCUCGAGUCACGGUGACGAUGACGUACCGCUGUCAUCUUCGCCGUUUAGCAGAAUGGAACUUACAGAAUCUGCAAACGUCUCACUGCUUAGGUUUCCAGAUGAUCGUUCGGAUUCUGGCGUGAGUUCCUUACGAUCCGGUAGCGGCGAUGAACGUUCGGGUUCACGUUCCAGCGCUUUAAGUUCUUCUGACGAACCUCAACAGUCUGCUCAAAUACAACCGACCAAUCGAUCGCCGCUGUUUAUUCCAACUAAUCACUCGUAUAGUGCACCUAUAAACAGUACGUCUGAGCCGGUGCGCGUGUGGAGAGACCCCAGCGUGCUGCUGGAGUCAGAACCACACGUUCGCCACAUUCACAGUGUACAGCACCAGUCGCUUCUCAUGUCGCACCCAUCAACUCCGGCCGCCUCGGGCCCACCCUCUACAUCUGCUGCCAAUCACCCUUCUAAUUUAUACCCGCCUGUACCACCGCCGCCGAGUCUAAUGAGCCCUCAUCCACUACAACCUCACUUACCUCCUCCCGGAUUGUAUGCUCACCAUUUACCCGAAAUGUUGUGGAAGCAGCGAUAUCCGAUACCCGUUGGUGCACACUUACUAGGGCCCCAAGGCGCCGCUCACCCUGGCGAAGAUAUAUUGGAAAGAGAACGCGCUUAUGCCCAAGAUAGAUUGUUAAGAGAUCGUCAAACUCAAGAAGCGCGGGAAUUGGAAAAACAGCAACAUAAGGAACGGGAGUUGAAGGAAAGAGAACGUCUGGAGCGUGAAAGGCAAGAAAGGGAGAAGCUUGAAAGAGAGAAGCACGAAAAAGAAAGAGAGCAGGAGCGCGAACGGCAAGAAAAACAGAGAGCUGAACAGGCUGUUCAUAAACAUUUUGAGGAAUCGUUUCGCCGUAUAAAUCAAAAGAGUUGGAAUUUGAAAAGUUUACCGCCUCCCCAACGUCACAGUACUACAGAAGAGGAAAGAAAAAGGAUAGAUAGCGAUCAUCAAAGGCAUUUGGUUAUGCGUCAGGACAGAUAUUAUUCAGGAACGUCGCAACGUCCACCUCCCGUUACCAAAGCCGAGUAUCCCCCGCCCGCUCACAGUAGAGUUAGUACAAAUAAAACCGCUGAAAAGCUAUCCGUUCAUUCAACAUUACCAAAGGCUGAAGUAAAUAUGUUUGGUUACCCCGCGUAUCAACCACAAACUGCAUUUUUUCUGCACGAACCAAAGACGAAAAGUGAUCAUCAUAAGCAACCCAUGCAGUCCAAUACUUUGGUGGUUACAAAAAGUUCAAAUUCGGUAGAAAGAGAAAGGGAUACGUUACCAAAUCCGCCCCCUCUAAUGAGCGAACUGAAAAGUUCCGUUAUUGUUAAGCACGAAGGAAAACCUCAGCAUCAUUUAGAUCCUAAGGUGCCAAUAACGCAUUCACAAAGUCCCAAGUUGAGAACUACGGACAUGGUCGGUCAUUAUUUACCUUCGGGCCAGACGCAUAAACCUAGCAUGUACGAGUAUCGGAGUCAAACACAAUCGCCCCAUUUAACGCAUGCUCAAAGCCCUCACCACCAUAUGGAAGCACAAAAUCUGGGAAAAACAGGUCACCAGCGACCGUCCCCCGUUCAACUUUCUAGUCCCCAUCAUCAACGACAGUCCCCACACCCUCACCUUCAGUCGCACCAGUCGCCGGAUUUGCGCUACAGAAAUGUUUCCGAUUCGUCGGCCAUGAUUUACCCGUCCCCUGGGAAAAGCCAUCUACCAGCAUCAUACUCCUACAUGCAGCAACCAGUGUCGACAUCUUCUCAUCAUAAUCUAGCAAGUACAACAUCAUCAAAUUCCAAACCUAAAGUCAGCAGUCCAGCCCCACAUCAUAUCUAUGGGAAACCAUCCGCAGGAAUUGGCUCAGGACUUCCCGUUGUGAGAGCGCACGAAGCAUCAUCUCCGGCCAACCCCAUUCCAUUAACUUCUAAGCCGCCGUUAUCGUCAUCCGUAUCACCUUCACCAUUCCAACAAAUGUCUCAGUAUCAUCCCCCUCACCAACAAGCAACUCCGCCUACAACGUGUCUACCACCUCCAGCACAUAGUAGUCGUACAAGCUCAAUCGACAGCAGGCCCGCUUUGUAUGAAAGGUUAUACACAGGAGGAACGGUCCCUGGAGGUUUAUCCGCAAAACCUGUUCCUCAUCAUGGUACCUCACCACCGACAGCAGCUUCGGCUCCUUCCUCCGUAUCAAGGGCGCAAAUGCAAUAUUGUGUACCAGGCAUAACACAUUCCUCUCAGAGUGUUGGAGGACCUGCAGUUCAAACACAACCUUUAGAUUUGGGAGUUUCUUCGAAUAAUAAAUACGAUGUCGGCCUCUCUCCCAAGAGGAAAGGGACACCUGUAAGUUCCAGCGGAAGUAUGAGCAUGGAAGUGAAAAAGAGGCGAAUAGAACAACCAAGUAUUUCACUACAACCUCAUCAUCUUCCCGUCUUCUCAGGAAAUUCCCAACCCCAGUUGGCUAGGGUUAGCGAGCCAAGUCCAUUAAUAGCAAGUGCAGCAACUACUAUCACAACCGUUGUGAAUACUGCCGCGUAUAGACCUCCGUCUGCUAAUUUAAUUUCUACCCCAAGCCAAUCACCUUUAACCGAAACGUUAGCCGAUGUUAGUGUUACAGCAGUGACUAUAGCCAGUGACUUUAAUAAAUCUACAGACUCUGAAAGUAACGGAUCGUUUAUAACUGUGAAUAGUGGAGCACCAACGGUACCAAGUCCAAUACCUGCCAAUCCCCAACCGGCAGAAUCUCCAAAUACCCCACUGAAAACGUCGUCAGUGACGCCAAGCAUGAUAGAUUCGGAGAAAUCAAACAGUCCAGGUCCCACGAAAAUAACAACUUAUCCAGUUAGACACCUAAAGAAGGCGUGGUUGCAAAGGCAUACGGGCGAAGAUAUCGAAGAUACAACUGGCGUAACAGGUGGAGGGAGUUGUGUUACAUUGCCGAUGAAUAUUCCUAGCAAUUUAUCAACCAAAGAUAUACCAGUUGCGUCACUGCAUAAUAUUGGCUCCAUGGCGGUUAACAGCAUUAAUAAGGUUAAAUCGUUCGCGUCAAAAGCCGGACGGAAAACUCCCCAUAAGGAUAACGCUUCUUUAAAUGGUCAUCCUAGUGAUUCUACGAAAGGGGAGGAUUCCUCAAGUUCAGAUCAGGACCGAGGUAGAAAAUCGCCGCCGAAAAGAAAACCUCCUAAAGUGAAGAGAAAAAAAGGCGGAGGCACUGCCAAAAAAAUAACUGAGGAACAGAGAAAACGUAAAAAUAAUCAAUCGGUUCCGGCUAGCGAGAGUGGUAGUGACAGCGAAAAGGAGAGCGGUAGCGAGAAGGAUUCCGAUUCCGGUGCCAGUACCACGGUGGCGACGCUAAAGAAACCGAGCAGUAUAACCGCGACGGGUAAGGAGCCGCGAAAAAGAGGAAGAAGACCAAAAUCCUCAAAAAACGAUAAAGGCGAGGAGCCGCGCCCCAAGAAAGCAAAGGAUGAAACAUCUGUGCCCCAGCGCGACCCCUUUCGCAAACCUCCGAUGGGGCAGUUAAAAAAAACCGGUGAAAGUUUUUUACAGGACGGGCCGUGCCAUGAGGUGGCACCAAAGCUAGCCAAAUGUAGAGAAUGCAGGUGGACGCCCAAUCAGCGCUCGAAAAACAUGCCAAAUAUUUUCUGCAGAUUUUACGCCUUUCGAAGAUUGAGGUACACAAAAAAUGGGCAGCUUGCGAUAGCUGGCUUUUCCGAUCCACAUAAAGAUGCUCUAGAGGAAGACUUGAAGCUGUGGUUACCAUCAGCGGAUAAUCCUCCAUCGGACCUUGAUUUAGAUACCUCUCGUAUUCUUCUAAAGCAAGUGGGUGAUCAGUUCUGUGAUUUAUUGGUUCAAGAAAAAGAUGCUUAUUCGGAGCAUAUGUCCGAGGAUAAGGUUAUAGCUUGGAAAAGGGUUGUUCAAGGUGUACGAGAAAUGUGUGAUGUUUGUGAAACAACUUUAUUUAAUUUUCAUUGGGCAUGUGGAAAAUGUGGCUUUGUUGUGUGUUUAGAUUGCUAUAAGGGUCGUAAGAAUGGCACGAUACGUUUGUGGGGUGAGCCGUCCCAGAAAGACAGAGAUGAUUUCUCCUGGCUUUUAUGUACAAAUCGACAACCUCACGAACAAGAAAAAUUAAUGUUAACUCAAAUUAUUGCUGGAGAUUCGUUACUUAAGUUAGGAAAAUUGGUGCACGAAAUGCGCGAGCUUUGGAAUAUCGAACAGUAUUGUGGUUGUUCAGCAAGUAAGGAAGUUUCUCAGAAAUCUAAUGGUGCUCGAAAGGAGAUAAUCAAGAGUAUACUUCUCGGAGAAGCCAACGGUAUUAAGAAGGAAAUUAAAGAUGAAUUGGAUUUCAAAAGCUUGAUAAAUGGAGCACCGACUAAAGAAGAGAAGACGUCGCCGUUGAGCUGGCUAGCAGACGUUGCGUUGUCGAACGAAGACAAGAAAGACAGUUUGGACGGCGAUGACAGCAGCAGCGAUUCGGGCGGCGAAGGAAAGUAUUCUACCUUAAGAGACUUGCUAAUGCAGAAGAAUGGUAACUCUGUCGUAUCGACAACCACAACUACGCCUAAAAGUGUUAAAAAGACUAAUGUGAGGUUAGAUACUUUGGAUGACGUGAUAUCUAGUGUUAUAGAGGAUAGUGUGCCGAAACAUAGUGAUAUUGGCGUUGACGUUAAAUCGGAAUUAAAACAUUUUGUUAGGCGCUAUAAUUGGCAGUGUAAAGGAAGAAUACAAUUACCAAUUCGAAUUAUGACUCUUACCGAAAGUAAAGUGCUGUAUCCUGAUACACCUCACAGUUGGUUGUGUGAUGGAAAGUUAUUGCGAUUGUGCGAUCCUAACCAUAAUGGAAAUUACAAGAUUUUCAUGGAUCAAUGGAAAAGAGGCCAGCCAGUACUAGUGUCAGACGUCGCGAAACUUCUCAACAGAGACUUGUGGAAUCCGGAAAGCUUCGCGCGAGACUUUGGGGACGAAAAGAACGACCUGAUCAACUGUAUGAAUGGAAAUCUGGUACCCAAUCAGCCUAUGCGUAAAUUCUGGGAGGGCUUUGACCAUUUUUCGAAACGGUUAAAGGACGAAAGAGGAAACCCCAUGCUUCUGAAAUUGAAAGACUGGCCGCCCGGGGAGGAUUUUGCUGAAAUGCUCCCUUCGAGGUUUAACGACUUGAUGAAGGUGUUGCCCCUUUCGGAGUACACGCAUAGAAGUGGCAAGUUGAAUUUGGCGAGUCGAUUGCCGGAUUGCUUCGUGCGGCCAGAUUUGGGUCCGAAGAUGUACAACGCAUAUGGAUCCGCUCUUCAUCCGACCAAGGGUACAACCAAUCUGCAUUUGGACAUAUCGGAUGCUGUGAAUGUGAUGGUAUAUGUCGGAAUUCCUAAAGAUGGCGAUUCCGAAGAGCACAUUAAGGAAGCAUUUAGAGCCAUCGAUGAAGCGGGUUGUGAUAUACUUACACGUCGUAGAGUACGCGACAAAGGUGAAUUGCCCGGUGCUUUGUGGCACAUAUAUAACGCGCGAGACGCGGACAAAAUUCGCGAUUUGUUGAACAAAAUUGUGGUGGAGAAAGGUGGACGGCUAGAACCCCAUCAUGAUCCGAUUCAUGAUCAGAGUUGCUAUUUAGAUGGCGCUUUGCGGGAAAGAUUGUAUAAAGAGUACGGUGUCGAAGGAUACGCUAUUGUGCAAUGUUUGGGCGAUGCCGUAUUUAUUCCCGCCGGAGCACCUCAUCAAGUACGAAAUUUGCACAAUUGUAUUAAGGUAGCGGAAGAUUUUGUAUCUCCGGAAAAUAUUGCUCACUGUUUCCACUUAACGCAAGAAUUUCGCGAUUUGUCGGAUACCCAUUCGAAUCAUGAGGACAAGUUGCAAAUAAAAAAUAUUAUAUAUCACGCCGUUAAGGACUCGUUGUCGUCGCUUACGGCAGUUCUCAACAAGCAUUUGGUGAAGGGGGAUAAAGACCUCAUAGAGCAUAACGGCACCACGACGGGUGAUGGCAACAAUUUAAACUCUAAUUUGGACUCUACCGAGCCUGCUUAAUCAUGUGAUAGUAGAUGCGCUUAUAAGCCAGCGAUCAAUUUUGUAAAAUAUAAAUAGUGUGAUAAGAGAAUGUGUAUUAUGUAAACACGUUACAUGUGUAUAAACGACGAUGCCCUAUGCACGUGAGAUGUUUUGUGUACAUAAAUGACAAUUAGUUGGAUGAAAUGCUGAAAUGCACGGUUUAUCUUCCUGUUAGUAGUGACUAGUGGCUUCCGAGUCACCAGUUGUAAUUAGCCUAUUCUACUCACUCGUUGACUACUUGGUGUCCGAGGUUUGCCUUGGACUUAUAUAUCAGUGUUGUAUCAAAGUACCAGUGGUUAUUUUCUCACUUGUAUACUGUGCCUGUAAAAUGGUAUUGUAAAGUACCAAUUCUUUGUGGGUUUCUAAAAAUCGAUUAGUUUCUGCUUACUUUCGGACGGUUAAUAUUUUCAGCAUUCUUUUUAAAAUAAAUUACUCAAGUGCUAUUUCAUUCAAAGUGCCAAUUAAGAUUGUUUUUAGGCAGUGACUGAUAAACAACUGCAAUUUGUACCUGUCUAUUGCAGUUGUUUCUUUAUAUUCUUAAACACGUUUUAUGAUCUCGACUUUUGUGUUACAACGAUUAUAAAAUAAAUUAGGUGUCUCACUUCACUUUGUUAUUAAAUCCAUUUGGGUUUUUUGUUGUAAAGUUUAAUUUUCGAAUAAUUAUUGUUUACUUCUGUCGUAUAUGUAUAAUACUUGUUUGAAUUCAUAUAAGAACGUAAUUUAUUUUACUUUAAAAAUUAUGUACAGUAGCAUCGAGUCUUUUUGUACAGAAACAAGUAAGUUUCCUUUUCCUCGUCAAGAGGUACGAUAUAAUUUUUUUGUACUGUGUAUAUUAUGUAAGUAUAAAUAGGUUUGAAUAAGAAAAUGUUUAUAUUACA
This is a messenger RNA of Photinus pyralis (common eastern firefly), 7538 nucleotides long. RefSeq names its product lysine-specific demethylase 3B (gene Kdm3). Gene Ontology annotation, biological process: regulation of transcription by RNA polymerase II. Gene Ontology annotation, cellular component: histone deacetylase complex; chromatin. Gene Ontology annotation, molecular function: transcription coregulator activity; histone H3K9 demethylase activity; chromatin DNA binding. Lineage: Eukaryota; Metazoa; Arthropoda; Insecta; Coleoptera; Lampyridae. The record is from RefSeq and is a predicted model, not a curated record. The transcript is spliced from 9 exons. Bases 1 to 6639 code for a protein of 2212 amino acids.